AAAACUAAUAAACCCUGCUCCAGAAAACACGCACAACACACAGUAGCAGAACACUGCUUAACAGCAAUAAUGGCGAGCGAUGCAGACAUGGGUAGCUGGAAUGAUCUUCUCCACUCGUCCUCGAGGCUACUCGAACAAGCCGCUCCUUCCGCCCAGUUCCCUCCUCUUCAGAGGAAUUUGGACCAGUUAGAAUCAUUGUCAAAGAAGCUCAAGGCAAAAACCCUAAGAACUGAAGCUCCUUCACAAUCUAUUGCCGCGACUAGGUUAUUAGCACGAGAGGGGAUAAAUGCAGAGCAACUUGCGCGCGAUCUCAAGUCAUUUGAGCUAAAGACAACAUAUGAAGAUGUUUUCCCUGCAGAAGCAACAACAGUUGAAGAAUAUUUACAACAGGUCCAUGAGAUGGCAAUGGUGUCAGCUGUACAGGAAGCUCAGAAGGAUAAUCUUAGAAGUUUCAGCGACUACAUGAUGACAGUUUUGGAGGAGGACUGGCAAAAAGAAAAACGAGACUUCCUCCAAAGUCUGGGUCGGAUUUCGAGGUUGCCCAGAAUCAAUGUGAUGGAUUCAGGCACUGGUUCUGUUCGUCAAGGUCAAAUAGGGACACUAACUUCCAGUCCUCAUGUUUCAUCUGGUCCAUCUACCAUGGAGCUUGCACCGUUGGCUAAUAAGCCCAUUGUUGAGAAAAAAGCUGCAGCCUAUGGAGAAGUUGUGAAGGACCUCAACAGUGCCAGAGAGCGUGGUUCUUCUUUCAAGCCUGCUACAGCUUUCAAGCUUGCAUAUGAGAGUUUAGGCAUUGAUACAUCUGGAGGCAAAUCAGUUGGCAUGCAGAAAAUGUGGAACCUUGUUUUGACACUGAUGAAUGAGGAUUCAACUCCAAAACCAAAUGUUUCAAGGAAACUAUCAUUGGUAAUGGGAGCUAGACGCCACCUUGAAUGGGGGCAUGAAAAAUAUGUCCUAGAUACAAUACAGAGUCAUCCUGCACAGGCUUCUCUUGGUGGAGCUGUUGAUAAUUUGCAGCGAAUUCGAGCCUUCCUGAGGAUUCGUUUAAGGGAUUAUGGUGUCCUUGACUUUGAUGCGGAUGAUGCUCGUAGACAGCCUCCCAUUGAUACCACUUGGCAGCAGAUAUACUUUUGCUUGAGAACUGGGUACUAUGAUAAAGCGCAAGAAGUUGCCCAAUCAUCUCGUGUUGCACACCACUUUGCUCCUCUGCUCACUGAGUGGAUUGCCUCUGGCAGUCUCGUAUCGCCUAGGACUGUGGCUGCUGCCUCUGAAGAGUGUGAAAAAUUGUUGAGGAGUGGUGAUAGAGUUGGCCGAGCUUCAUAUGACAAGAAAAAAUUAGUUCUGUAUGCCAUCAUAUCUGGUUCUCGCAGGCUGAUAGACAGACUGCUUAGAGAGCAACCCACACUUUUCAAUACCAUAGAGGAUUUCUUGUGGUUCAAGUUGUCUGCUAUACAUGAAUGGUCUGAUGGUUCAUCUUCUGCUGUUCUUAAUGAGGGAUUCUCACCCUACACUUUGGAAGAUUUACAGGCUUACCUAAAUAAGUUUGAACCUUCAUAUUAUACAAAGAAUGGAAAGGAUCCUCUGGUGUAUCCAUAUGUUUUAUUGUUGAGCAUUCAGCUGCUUCCAGCAGUCCUUUAUUUGUCCAAGGAUAUAGGAGAUGAAGGAUAUGGCAUUGAUUCUGUCCACAUAAAUAUAGUAUUCGCUGACCAUGAGGUCCUUUCUGAAGGUGCUGGGGCUGCUCAAAAAUUUGGAGUGAUGGAUGCUUUUGCAGAGGCUUCUAGCAUAAUUAGGCAGUAUGGAUCUGCUUAUCUACGGAACGGUGACCUGUCAAUGGCACUAGAGUACUAUGCACAGGCUGCUGCUGCAGUGGGUGGUGGUGAGCUUUCAUGGACUGGAAGAGGUAGUAUAGAUCAGCAGCGGCAGAGGACCUUGAUGUUGAAGCAACUUUUUACAGAACUUUUAUUACAUGAUGGUGGUAUUUAUCUUCUGCUCGGACCAAGAGGUACCGGAGAAGAAGGUCAACUUGGCAGAUUUUUCACUGAUGGAAAGACAAGGCAACAGUUUCUGCUUGAGGCUGCGCGGCAGUGUCAGGAUACUGGGCUGUAUGACAAAUCCAUAGAGAUUCAAAAGAGAGUUGGGGCAUUCUCUGGAGCUCUGGAGACAGUCAACAAGUGCCUGUCUGAAGCAAUUUGUGCCCUAUCACUUGGUAGAUUGGACGGUGAGAGCAGGACUUCUGGGCUCAUUCAUUCCGGAAAUGAUAUUUUGGAGGCAUUUAAGUAUCAUCCAGAGAUCAGUCCUCAGGAGCGAGAGAAUGUUAUGGAACAGCAAACUGUGUUAAGACAGCUUGAGGCAAUCUUGUGUGUUCAUAAGCUUGCGAGGGUGGGACAUUAUUUAGAUGCUUUGAGGGAGGUAGCAAAACUUCCAUUUCUUCCUCUUGAUCCCCGAGCACCGGAUUUUGCCUCUGACGUAUUUAAUAAUCUAUCCCCUUAUGUCCAAACUUGUGUGCCUGACCUUCUAAGAGUUGCUCUUCAUUGUUUGGACAAUGUCAAAGAUACAGAUGGUUCGCUUCGUGCCUUGAGAACGAAGAUAGCAAACUUCCUUGCAAAUAACGUGAACAGGAACUGGCCUAGUGACUUGUAUGAAAAGGUUGCCCGAAGCUUGUAAAUGACAGAUUAGCAGUGAUUUGAGCUGUCAUUGAGGUUAGUCAUACGCAUAUAACUACUGUACAAAAUGGUUUAAACAGGCUCCAUGUUGAGAUCAGUUGGAGCCAUGUUGUUUGAUGUGUUCUUUUAGAGCUAGAAACUUUUGUUCUGGUGUAAGAUGAUAUUAACCUCUCUUGUUUGCCUGUCCAUUAAUCAUGAUGUUAGAUGUUAAGCA
Coffea eugenioides is the source of this 2874-nucleotide messenger RNA. RefSeq names its product nuclear pore complex protein NUP93A. Gene Ontology annotation, molecular function: structural constituent of nuclear pore. The coding region runs from base 70 to 2661 and encodes 863 amino acids. Lineage: Eukaryota; Viridiplantae; Streptophyta; Magnoliopsida; Gentianales; Rubiaceae. Gene Ontology annotation, biological process: poly(A)+ mRNA export from nucleus; protein import into nucleus. The record is from RefSeq and is a predicted model, not a curated record. The transcript is spliced from 15 exons. Gene Ontology annotation, cellular component: nuclear pore.